Molecule: messenger RNA, 1340 nt
Organism: Drosophila yakuba
Lineage: Eukaryota; Metazoa; Arthropoda; Insecta; Diptera; Drosophilidae
Product: venom protease
Exons: 1
Coding region: 219-1166 (315 amino acids)
Biological process (GO): proteolysis
Molecular function (GO): serine-type endopeptidase activity
Source: RefSeq, a predicted model, not a curated record
UUGUCCUGAGAAGAUUGUACUAAACAGGUCGCAAAGAGAAGAACAUGAUUAUGAAUUAUGAUUCCAGUUGUUCAAGUAACUCCGAGGCAACCACACGAUGAAAAACUCAAUCUCCGGCAAAAUUGUUCUUCUUGGAACAGCAUGGCUCGUUCUCUUAGCCGUAGUGGUGGUGGCACAGAAACCUGAUUUAGCAAAAAGUGGGUUCUUAAAUAUUCAUAAUGAAACCGUGUACAAGUUUGUCGCACUCCACAGUCUCCUGUCUAGUGGAUAAAGAAAGCUUUCGGGAGGAUAUAUCGGGGUUUAGCUUCCCGAUUGAGGCUGGUCCAAUCUACCAGACCCUGGACAGAUGUAUGAGCAACACUCCUCACAUAAUCGGCGGAGGACCCGCUUUGGCCAGGGAGUUCCCCCAUGCCGCUCGCCUGGGACAUCGAAGCGAUGCGGACCAAGUGGAUUGGUUCUGUGGAGGAACACUUAUUAGCGACAGGCAUGUCCUCACCGCUGCCCAUUGCCACUAUUCCCCACAGUACGUCCUCUUACCUGGUAAUAUUUCCAGUUGUCAAAUAUGGAACCUUUUCAGAGGUUCAGUCAACAUCGUGCGCCUCGGAGACUUGGAGUUUGACACGGACAUCGAAGACGCGGAUCCGCAGGACUUCAGCGUGAGGGAUUACACAAUGCACCCCGAAUACUACUAUCCGGAAAUGUACAAUGACAUAUCCGUGGUGACGUUGAGUCGACCCGUAAUCUUCAACGAGUACAUACAGCCGGCUUGUCUGCCCUUCGACGAUGGGCGUGCGGUCUCCUCCUUCAUAGCCAUCGGUUGGGGUCAGGUGGAGAGCAUUCCGAGAACUGAGAACAAGAGACUGCAGAAGGUAAGGCUGUACAACUACGGAACGCGCUGCAGGAUUACUUCAGAUAAAAUCGAUGAACUGCCCGAGGGUUACAAUGCCACCACCCAACUGUGCAUCGGAUCCAAGGAGCACAAGGACACCUGCAAUGGGGACUCCGGUGGUCCGGUCCUCAUAUGCCACGAUGACCACCCUUGCAUGUACCAUGUGAUGGGUAUCACAUCCGUCGGAGUGGCCUGCGACACACCCGAUAUUCCGGGCAUGUACACAAGGGUGCACUUUUAUCUGGACUGGAUUAAUCAGCAGCUGUCCAAAAAAUAGUACAGCUGAGAUUGUAAUUAGAAAUGUAGUCAAGUCACUCAAUAAUCAAGAUCAGCCUACCAUUACAAAUAUAAUUUGCAUUAUAGAUAUCCCAAAUUAGUAUUGAAAUCAUCUUCACCUGUAAGAUACAAUACAAAUAAGAGCAUUUGCUUACCCACUUAUAAGAAGUAUAAA